Chanos chanos (milkfish) is the source of this 4890-nucleotide messenger RNA. RefSeq names its product glycerol-3-phosphate acyltransferase, mitochondrial (gene gpam). The transcript has 21 exons. Gene Ontology annotation, molecular function: glycerol-3-phosphate O-acyltransferase activity. Gene Ontology annotation, cellular component: mitochondrial membrane; plasma membrane. Bases 157 to 2634 code for a protein of 825 amino acids. The record is from RefSeq and is a predicted model, not a curated record. Gene Ontology annotation, biological process: glycerol-3-phosphate metabolic process; phospholipid biosynthetic process; triglyceride biosynthetic process. Lineage: Eukaryota; Metazoa; Chordata; Actinopteri; Gonorynchiformes; Chanidae.
UGUCUGUGUGUGGUAGCUGGUCUGGUUGUCUAUGGAUGCGUGUGUCGAUAAAAACGUUAGCUUUCAGAAAAAGACUCAGAAGACUUCAGAUGAAAUGGUCCAACAGUAGGCUGGCUCAAAGAUUCACAUUUGCCGUGUGAUCUGAAGAGGAGAAGGAUGGAGGUCAGCAUGUCACUGGGCGGCCAGGACAACAUCCUCUUGGCCAACUGCAUCGACCAGUCAGGAAGCCGUCUCAAACCUUCCCACGAGGAGCUGGAUAGAAGCUCCAGCCCCUCGGUUCUCCGCUCUGUGACCACCACGUGGAAGGAGGGUCUGCUGAACAGAAAGAGGCCGUUUGUGGGCAGAUGUUGUCACUCCUGCACCCCUCAGAGUCAGGAAAGACUGUUUAAUCCCAGCAUCCCCUCCUUGGGGCUUCGCAAUAUAAUUUACAUCAAUGAAACCCACACAAGACACAGAGGCUGGCUCGCUCGAAGACUGAGUUACGUGUUGUUUGUCCUUGAGAGAGAUGUUCGAAAGGACAUGUUUACGCGCAAUGUGGUGGACAAUGUUCUGAGCAACAACAGAGUGGAGAAUGCUAUCGUUCAGGUGGCAUCAGAAUCCAGUGACGUCGAGUCCGGGCCAGACCAAAAGGCUGUCAGUAAGGUGAGACGAAAGGCCAGGGGUUUCCUGCAGGAAAUGGUGGCCAAUAUCUCACCUGCAUUCAUCAGAUUAACUGGCUGGGUGUUGCUGAAAUUAUUCAAUGGCUUCUUCUGGAGCAUUCAGAUCCAUAAAGGGCAGCUGGAGAUGGUGAAAAAAGCUGCGUCAGAGCAUAACGCCCCUUUGGUUUUCCUCCCCGUGCACAAGUCUCACAUAGACUACCUCCUCGUUACCUUCAUCCUUUUCUGCCACAACAUCAAGGCCCCUCACAUCGCCGCCGGCAACAAUCUCAACAUCCCCAUCCUCAGCACGUUAAUACGCAAACUGGGUGGAUUCUUCAUCCGUCGUAAAAUGGACGAGAGCUCGGAGAAGAAGGACGUUUUGUACAGAGCUUUGUUACACGCGUACACAGAGGAGCUGCUGAGACAACAGCAGUUUCUGGAGGUCUAUUUGGAGGGCACGCGCUCUCGCAGUGGCAAGCCGUCACCGGCGCGCGCGGGCAUGCUGUCCAUCGUGGUGGACACACUGUGCACCAGCAAAAUCCCAGACGUGCUCAUCGUGCCCGUGGGCAUCUCUUACGACCGCAUCAUCGAGGGGAACUACAACAGCGAGCAACUGGGGAAGCCUAAGAAGAAUGAGAGCUUGUGGGGUGUUGCCUGUGGCGUGUUCAGAAUGCUCCGGAAGAACUACGGCUGUGUGCGCGUGGACUUCACGCAGCCUUUCUCACUGAAGGAGUACCUGGACACCCAGCGAAGCCGUCACCUCCCAGCUCCUCUAACCCUGGAGCAGAUCCUCAUUCCGACCAUCACCGCUGCACAGCCUGACCAGGCCCUUGUCAACGGUGAGGAAGAGGAGCAUCUGAAUUCCGGAGACUUGUCCGACGAGCCCUGGAGAAGACAGGUCAUCGCUAACCUGGCCAAACACGUUCUUUUCACCGCAAACAAGUCCUCAGCGAUUAUGUCCACUCACAUUGUGGCGUGUUUACUUCUCUACAGACACAGACAAGGUGUUCUCCUGUCUAAACUGGUGGAGGACUUCUUUAACAUGAAGGAGGAAAUCCUGUCACGGGACUUUGACCUCGGUUUCUCUGGCAACUCUGAAGACGUGGUCAUGCACGCGCUCAACCUCCUAGGUAACUGCGUUAACGUGACCAGCGCCAACCGCAACACGGAGUUUAUCAUCGCCCCCAGGCGGACCGUCCCGGCGCUCUUCGAACUCAACUUCUACAGCAACGGACUCUUCCACGUCUUCAUCACAGACGCCAUCAUAGCCUGCAGUGCUCUGGCCUUGUUAAAGGAACAAGGCACAGAGGAAUCCCAGUCGGAGCGAAGCUGCUCACACGCUCUCCUAAGCCAGGAGAGACUCAUCUGUAAAGCCGCCGGCCUCUCCCACUUUUUAUCCAAUGAGGUGGCCGUCGCUCUGCCCUGCCAGACCAUCUACCAGGUCUUCCACGAGGCUGUGACCAGGCUUAUCCAGUACGGGGUUCUGAUCGUGGCUGAGGAGGACCAAGAGGAGCUCAGCCCUUCAGAGGAGACCUGGCCUAAGAAGUUUCCGGAGCCACUGUCCUGGAGAAGCGACGAGGAGGAUGAGGACAGUGACUUUGGGGAGGAACAAAGAGACCGAUACCUGAAGGUCAGUCAGUCACCAGACCAGCAGGAGUUCUUCACCUUCCUGCAGCAUUUGCUAAGCCCAGUUUUGGAGGCCUACAGUGGGGCAGCUAUCUUCAUACACAGCCUGAGUUCUCCCAAGUCAGAGAGGGAAUUCACCCAGCAGCUCUUCAGAUACCUGCUCACCCGUACAGAGAAGGGAAUCGCCGCUUACGGAGAGAGCGCUACGCACUACCUCGUGAAGAACACAGUGAAAACGUUUAAAGAGCUGGGGGUGCUGAAAGAGAGGCGGGAGAACGGUCAAUCGCGUCUGGAGCUGAGCAACAUGUUCACGCGUCAGGCCAACAGGAACAAGCUCUUGGAGUACAUCCUGGGUUUCACUCUCCUGUGAACCCACACCGGGUCCAAAUAACAAGCAAACACCCUUCUGAAAGGGCUUUUACUGGCUUCUCCCAACCACUAGAGGUGCUACUCUAUGGAAAGCUUUACCUGGAAGUGCCUUCACAUACACAGUUUUAACUCUGGACCUGAGCCAGUCUUCCCCUUUUCCAGGACUUUCCGUACACAAUAGAGAGUGUGCAGCUAAUUCAGUCAGUAACCCAAGCCGUCUUUGAACAGAGUCCUCCUCUAAUUCAACCGUAUAGACAUUUAGUGUUUUUUUUUUAAAGCAUGUUUUUUGUGCUGGUGGAAGCCCCUUUGGUUUUGCUGUGUGAAGUAAUGUCUCAUUAGUUGCUGCUGAUAGUUCUGAUUUAGCUGCCUUACCGUUUAGGACAGUGAAUGACCGACAUUUUUUCAGCAAAAACAACAGCUAGUGAUCGUAAAUUGUUAUAAAAAAAGGGCAUUUAACUCUUUAAAUCAUUAGUACUGUCAUAAAACGUGUAUACGAAGCAGGUGUUUUAUGAUCUUGUAAAUGGUAGAAUUUGGGAAUAAUGGAAAAGAAAACAUGAUAACAGUUACUAAGCUUAAUAAUUGUCCAAUCUGUCCUGUUACUGGUCCUGCACUGUAUGGAGCAUAGGGUAGUUAGAGUUAGAGGGCCAAGUUUACAAUCUUUAAGAAUAUGCUUAAAAGCCCAGAAAUGAUAGGGUAGUCAUAACAGGAUAAGGAAAAGAAAAAUUUCAGCUUUUUAUUCCCUGAACAAAUGAAUCAAUAGAACUUCAAAUGUAAUGAAUAUUCAGGUCACUUCACUGAUGAUCAUUCUAUUUCAUUCCCUUUUUUUGGGGGGGGGGGGGGCGUCAUUACAGCUCAGCAGUCAUGGUGUUUCAAAAACUUUGCAAAUGCAGAAUUCUGAACAAAUUUUUCUCUCCGUUACAAAUAUGGGUGGUCUUUCCAUCUCACAGUACUUUCCAAUAAUAGUCCUUUUGAAUGUUCUGAACCCCAGAAUGACUAGAUAUACGCACAUGUCCUUUUUGAGAAGAGCACUGUGUCACACGGAAAAGAUGGAACUGUGAUUUAAAAAACGGCUGCCUGGGGAAUCGAAUUUUCUUGUCAAAUUGCAGCGCCGCUUUCCGGUUGCUUUCAUUCUUAUGGAACGAUGUUUUACGUGAGCGUAGAGGGUGAACUGUUUCCUUACAGCACACUCAUGAUAAGAUUUACUGAAGCUUCUUGAACAUGCAUUUUUGUCAUUUCAGAAAAAGUUGGACCUGCAGCCAGGGACUGAUCUAGAUUAAAGGAAUGCGUCGCACAAGCGGCACAGUGUAAGCAGGGUUAAAGUAUUUGUCCAUAGUAUCCCAAAUGGUCCUGUAGGAAUAAGCUUGUAGGCAUGUUACGAUAUUCUCUGAAUGCUUUCAUCAUUGCACACUGCCAGUAAUACAAGACGCACACGCAAUACGUUUGUUUUACAAAACCCAUAGAGAGCGAGGUGUUCUGUGAUUGAUUACUAUAUUUGGGACAUUUUGUUCUUUUUUUGUUUUGGUUUUUUGUUUUUGUUUUCUUGUUUUUUUUUGACAAAUUAAUCUGGUUUUACUCUUUGCAGUCAGGAGUUAGUUUGGACCUUUAUACCUGUGAAAGGGUCAUAGUGUGUACAUUUACAGUCUGCGUACAGUGUAUGUAUUUGUGUGUUCGUUGUUUCUAUGUCUGUGAGCUUAGUUCUUUGUUGUCUUUUUGUUUGUUUGUUUGUUUUUUUGUGUGUUUUUGGUUCGCUUAUUGCCCCUCCCAAAACAAAGCACAGAUGCGUUAUAACUGUAAAAUCUGACAAGGUACUAUUGGAAAUCUUGCCUUCGUAGCUGACUUACGUUUCCAAGGGACUUUUGGUCAAAAAGCCAACACCUAAAUGAAUGUUCACUUAGAGCACAUGAGCCUUUGUCACCUGUGCAUGUACCGGGACAGCUUUGUUCCUUUUUGCUUGUAUGUGUGCGUUUACACUGAGUUACACUGAUCAUGUGAUUGUAUGUCAUUUCUGUAUCACACAGGGAAAAAAAAAAGUUCUGUUUAGUUUUGUCCGUCAUAGAUUAACUGCCUCAGUCCUAUCACAUUCAGGCAAACAAAAUGGUUCCUUUUUACAACCACAUGAAUGAACAGUUUCACAUUAGAACAGUUUUAUUCUCCUGCUUUUUUUGUAAACAAGCAAGAGUUUUUUUUUUUCAGUUUUCUUCUUCUUUUUGUUUCUUUUUUUCAUGAUGAGGUGAUAUUUGUCAAUCAAUUUGCCUUA